Aspergillus ruber CBS 135680 is the source of this 1480-nucleotide messenger RNA. RefSeq lists its product as uncharacterized. The record is from RefSeq and is a predicted model, not a curated record. The coding region runs from base 283 to 1197 and encodes 304 amino acids. Gene Ontology annotation, biological process: protein ubiquitination; SCF complex assembly. The transcript has 2 exons. Lineage: Eukaryota; Fungi; Ascomycota; Eurotiomycetes; Eurotiales; Aspergillaceae. Gene Ontology annotation, cellular component: nucleus.
AGAGAUUGGGUAUUAUAGUGCGAUUAUUAUGGGUAUCGUCAUUUGUCGGCUUUCUCCUGCACUGUCAGUUCGCUGUAAAUGUGCUGCAGAGAAGGUCUGUGUCGUAUCCCGUAGCAGAUGUCAUCGACACCUGAACAUAGCCUCAGGCAUGCUGCCCCACGUGUCGAUAGCUUCAUUAUCAUCUGUUUGCUCUCUCCAGUGUUGCUUCUCUACUGCUUUUCGUUAACCACGUAUACUGCCGCUCUAAUCUAGGUCUCUUUCUACAUCCAGCUCUUCCAAAACAUGGCAGACCGACAAGCAACGCAACAGAGCCUCAACGCCCUGCUCUCCAAGCUCGAUGACCCCGAUGCGGAUUUGAGAUACAUGUCUCUGAACGAUCUCUUGGGAAUCCUCACCAGCCCGAAUUCAGCCUAUCUUCCGCACGACCAACACUCCUCUACAAGGAUAGCUGAUGGGUUGCUCAAGGCUCUGGAUGACCAGCAUGGUGAUGUGCAGAACCAGGCGCUUAAGUGUCUCGGUCCUCUCGUCGUCCGGUUGCCGUUUGAAAGUCUCACACCGCUCCUGAAGAAACUGACCGACCUGACUGCCUCGCAAACCAUCGACACCUCCGUCCCGAACACUGCUUUAAGAGUCAUCGUGAACGCUCUUCCUCGUCCGCAACCCGGACAGCCUGCCGCUGAGGAUGAGAAUAUGGCAUACUCGGCAAUCUCAAAAGUCUUGAUCCCUCGUCUUACUGGUCCUACACCGUCUCCCUCCGCAAGACGCGGUUCCGUCAUACAGGGAAUGUUGGAAAAGGAUUCUUCCAAGGGCUUCAGCAGUGAUGCAAUUGACGUUUCGAUCCAGACCGUGACAUGCUUUGGGUCGCUUCUUAACCAGACGGAAUUAACGGCGCUGCAAAAAUCUGUCAUGUCUAUUAUCGAUAACGACACGGCUGGUACCGUGGUCACGAAGCGUGCGUUGUCGGCUAUCUCGGCGAUUGUCCUGCAUCUUUCGGAUCAUCAACUCAAUGAGUUCGUGGGUGAACUGGUAGAGAGCUUCCAAUCCCCGCAAUUGAGCACCGUUCACCGUCGACACUUGAUUGCCACCGUUGGGAGCAUUGCAAGGAGUGCCCCGGCCAAAUUUGGGCCUCAUCUACCAACCUUGGCGCCGUUUGUCUUUUCUGCGGUGGGAGAGGAGAAUCUCCAGCAAGUGGCGUGAUCUAUGUUGGUGUUGAUUCCCAGAUAAUGGACGAGAAUUGACCGGUGUAGUAGCUGGUACAGAACUCUUUCCAACCGGUGUCCGUUGCUUAGGCGUCUACGAAGGACUUUGGUCUAGUAACGCUCUACGAAACCGAUAUUGGCUUCAAUGUAAUAUAAUUAUGAUUUGCUAGGUUUUAUGUCCACGGGCUGGGCAUGACAUUAUGAACGUGAUAUGAGAAUCCAAAUGAUAUCGAACACGACAUCUAAAGCUGGCUAUUAUACUCUAUUCUUCAGAGGGCACC